AUUAUCUUUGGACCCAUGCACGAUCCGGCACACGAAGCAGACAUCUUUACUAUCGUCUCUUCCCUACCCUUGCGGCGUCUGGCGACAGACCUCUGCGAGUUCUUUCCCGGCGUCGAUAACUAUAUGACAUACAUAGGGCUACCUUUCUUCUCCCACCUGACACACCUCGAUAUGCUUGACGACUCCGAAAGCCAAAUAGAGCGCCUCUCACCACUUCUCAUUCGCCUCCCCGUGCUUACCCAUCUCGCGCUUGCCGUUCUUCCUCUCUCCUCCAUAAUCCAACGACUUCUGGAAGGUUGUCUUCAUCUCCAGGUGCUGGUUAUCCUCUGGGAGGCCUUUCAUUCUAGGGUGGGCCGUACCGCCGCGGCUGAAAUCACCGAGCAUGUCAGUGAUCCGCGGUUUGUGAUGACUAUCUAUCACGAGUGGGACGAAGGUGUUCGCCUGUCGGAUUGGGACAACGGAGCCUCAACAUACUGGUAUCGAGCGCAGUCGUUCAUAGCUUCAAAGAGGAGGCAGGACAUUCCGAUGGAUUGUUUCUGGGCCGAGGAUUAA
Molecule: messenger RNA, 552 nt
Organism: Mycena indigotica
Lineage: Eukaryota; Fungi; Basidiomycota; Agaricomycetes; Agaricales; Mycenaceae
Exons: 2
Coding region: 16-552 (178 amino acids)
Source: RefSeq, a predicted model, not a curated record